GAAAAAUUAAAUUGGUGAUAGAGUAGCAUAAAAUAUAGGAUUAGGUUUGAGUAACUGCACUCAACUUACAAAUUUAGAUUUUAGGAUAGGUGUAAAUUAAAUUGGGGAUGAUGGAGCUUCUACUAUUGGUAUUGCACUUGGUAACUGCAAGUUCCUUACUAAUCUCACUUUUGAUAUUUCGAAAAAUUAAAUUGGUGAUAGAGGAGCAUAAAAUAUAGGAUUAGGUUUGAGUAAAAUCACUCAACUUACAAAUUUAGAUUUUAGGAUAGGUGAAAAUUAAAUUGGGGAUGAUGGAGCUUCUACUAUUGGCAUUGUACUUAGUAACUGCAAGUUCCUUAGUAGUCUCACUUUUGAUAUUUCGAAAAAUUAAAUUGGUGAUAAAGCGGUAUAAAAUAUAGGAUUAUGCUUAAGUAAAUGCUCUUAACUUAAAAAUUUAACUUUUAUCACAGAAAAUUAUGAGGAAUUUUUUAAAUUAAGUGAAAUCAUCAACUGUAAAAAUAUAAAAUUAUUGAAACUUAUAAUAAAAUAAUUUCCUUAAUAAAGAAAAACAGAAAUCAAAAGAUUAGCUUAAAAAAUAAAAAGGUUAGUUAAAUUAAAUGUAGAUGAAGAUUGA
This is a messenger RNA of Tetrahymena thermophila SB210, 613 nucleotides long. RefSeq names its product caspase recruitment domain protein, putative. The transcript is spliced from 7 exons. NCBI's taxonomy places the organism in Eukaryota, Ciliophora, Oligohymenophorea, Hymenostomatida, Tetrahymenidae. The record is from RefSeq and is a predicted model, not a curated record. The annotation marks the transcript as partial. Gene Ontology annotation, molecular function: protein binding.